UCUCCUUUCUUUCUUUUCUUCGGAGACUUCUUCUUCUUCUUCUUCUACAAAUCUCUCUCCCUCUCUGUUUCUGUUCUCACUGACAAAAAUGGGCAGAUCACCAUGCUGUGACAAGGUGGGGUUGAAGAAAGGGCCAUGGACUCCGGAAGAAGACCAGAAACUCUUGGCUUACAUUGAAGAACACGGCCAUGGGAGCUGGCGAGCUUUGCCAUCAAAAGCUGGGCUUCAGAGAUGUGGCAAGAGUUGCAGACUGAGAUGGACUAAUUAUCUGAGGCCUGACAUUAAGAGAGGAAAAUUCAGUUUACAGGAGGAACAGACAAUCAUUCAACUCCAUGCCCUCUUGGGGAACAGGUGGUCGGCUAUAGCAACUCACUUGCCUAAGAGAACAGACAAUGAGAUCAAGAACUACUGGAAUACGCAUCUCAAGAAAAGAUUGGCCAAAAUGGGCAUUGAUCCAGUCACCCACAAGCCCAAAAGUGAUGCUCUACUCUCCAGUGACGGCCAGUCAAAGAACGCCGCUAAUCUCAGCCAUAUGGCUCAGUGGGAGAGCGCUCGCCUCGAAGCGGAAGCAAGAUUGGUCAGAGAGUCCAAGCUACGUUCCAAUUCUUUCAACCAUCAUCCGGGGACUCCCUCGGCUUCUACUUCGGCGGCGGUUGGGGGCAAAACGGCUGCGGUUUCUAGCAGUCCGCCGCUGUAUCUUGACGUGCUUAAAGCUUGGCAUGGUGUGUGGCCCAAGUCAACUGAAGGUGGUGGCUCAAGCGGCGGCGGCGGCGGCGGCGGUGGUGGUGGGGGUGUGGCGGUCGCUGGCGACCUGGAGUCUCCUACUUCGACGCUUAGCUACUCCGAGAAUGCAGCGGCGGUGGCGUCCACGGCGGUGAUUGACUUCGUGGGCAACUCAGGCUCUUGUGAGGGCGGGAUCAUCAAAGACGAGGGCGACCAACAAGAGUGGAAAGGCAUGGGAAGCUCGACCCAGUUGCCGGAGUCCUUCACGUCGGCACUCCACGACAUGGCCGUGCCAAUGGACAGCGGCGCGUGGACUCCAGAGUCGCUCAAAACCGUCAACGGCGGACACUUCAUCGAGGGCUUCACCGAGCUUCUCCUCAGCAACUCAACCAACCGGACCCUCUCAGACACAGACGGCGGCGGAGACUCUGACAAUGGCGGCUGCAGUGGCAGUGGCAGUGACUACUACGAAGAUAACAAGAAUUACUGGAACAGUAUUCUAAAUCUGGUGAAUUCUUCACCGUACGAUUCUCCCAUGUUCUGAAAAACCUUAUGGACAUGGGCACACAGAGAGAACCAGUUCAAUUGUUAAUAGCUCGGCCGUUUCCGCUCAGUCCUUAUUAUCAGUACUCUGCCAUUCCUUCGCUGCAAACUGAGCAGAAUCGGAAUGCAACUCGUUGGAGUCGACUCAGUGAUUAUCUAUAUUAUUUUUUUUCCUCUCUCUCUCUCUUUCUUUUUCUUUUCUUUUUCUUUUCUUUUUUUUUUUCUUUUUAAGUUAUUAUUCAAAUGUAGAUCUAGGGUGUGGAGAGUGGGAAAUGGUGGAAUUGCAGAAACUAAUGCUAAAUAGAGUGUAUGAAAUGAAUGAAUAAAUCUUAUUAAUAAUAAAUACCUUUGUAUUUAUGGAAAUAUAGAUAGAGAUGUCCACUAA
Messenger RNA from Vitis riparia (riverbank grape), 1651 nucleotides. Its product is annotated as transcription factor MYB16. The transcript is spliced from 3 exons. The record is from RefSeq and is a predicted model, not a curated record. Lineage: Eukaryota; Viridiplantae; Streptophyta; Magnoliopsida; Vitales; Vitaceae. Bases 89 to 1267 code for a protein of 392 amino acids.